AGGCGCGUCCCGCUCCGAGUCCCGGCGGCGGUACGGGGCGGAGGCCGGGAGCCGCGGGCAGCCGCAGCCCCCCCCGGGGCGCCUCCAUAGGGCCAGGACCGGGGCCAGGGCGGUUUUGGGAGCCACCUGCCAACAUGUCCGACAAACCCGACAUGGCCGAGAUCGAGAAAUUUGACAAGUCCAAACUGAAGAAGACAGAGACGCAAGAGAAAAACCCGCUGCCUUCAAAAGAAACGAUUGAACAGGAGAAGCAAGCGGGUGAAUCGUAAUGAAAUCUGCCCUUCCAAAUUAUGCACUGUACAUUCCACAAGCAUUGCCUUCUUAUUUUACUUCUUUUAGCUGUUUAACUUUGUAAGAUGCAAAGAGGUUGGAUAAAGUUUAAAAAUGACUGUACUGCCCCUUUCACAUCAAAAGAAUAGAGAGAACUACUGACACUGAAUGAAGGCGCUGCCUUUCCCUCUGCCUGUCUGGCUUUGGUCCUGGUGGCAUGAAAGAGCUUGCAUGUUGAUGGAAGAAGAACUUGGGUGGGACUACAGUAAACUAGAGUAACACACGAAUAAAUGCAAAGCUGUACCAAGGUCCUGCGAGCUGUAAAAUGCAGUUAAUCGAGUGCCAUUUUUUUUUUUCUGUUUGUUUUUGGUUUUGUUUUUUUUUUUGUUUUUUUUUUGGUUCAAAUGACUUUAAUUAUUGGAAUGCACAAUUUUUUUAAUAUGCAAAUAAAAUGUUUUAAAACCUG
Messenger RNA from Gallus gallus (chicken), 736 nucleotides. RefSeq names its product thymosin beta 4, X-linked (gene TMSB4X). The record is from RefSeq and is a predicted model, not a curated record. Gene Ontology annotation, cellular component: cytoplasm. Gene Ontology annotation, molecular function: actin monomer binding. NCBI's taxonomy places the organism in Eukaryota, Metazoa, Chordata, Aves, Galliformes, Phasianidae. The coding region runs from base 135 to 269 and encodes 44 amino acids. The transcript has 3 exons. Gene Ontology annotation, biological process: regulation of cell migration; actin filament organization.